Lymnaea stagnalis (great pond snail) is the source of this 4058-nucleotide messenger RNA. The record is from the annotation of a GenBank genome assembly. NCBI's taxonomy places the organism in Eukaryota, Metazoa, Mollusca, Gastropoda, Lymnaeidae.
UCAGUAGACCAGCAAGUGCUUCAGCUGUUGAAAUAAAAUUAAAAAAAGAAGAAAAACACAAGACUUGCUGUAAGUGUAUUUCAUUGAUAUCUGUGAAUGUCAUUUGUUCAAACUCACAAAUGGCACUGCUUAUUUACAUUGCUUUGUUAACAUGAUGGUUAUUGCAAUAAUAUUUUUAAAAAAAUUUGAUUUGAUGAUUAUCUAAUACAUUUAACAUUGAUUUUUUAACAAAUGUUAACAUUAUUUCACAUUAACAAUAGUUUAAAAGAUGUGUUAAAACUUGAGGGUGAGAAGUUAAAUAAUGAACCGCAGAGAACCGAAUGGGAGAGAAUUCUGGCUGUACAAUGACUUACUUGAACUUAAAACUAGGAGAAAUGAGACAACGAUGAAUGAACUAGACAAAAUGGCUGAAAUGGAAACACAGUUUUGCCACCAUUUGCCUUGACACAACUGAUCUAAAUACUUUCUGCGUCUUUCAGCUAUGUUAAGGACGUCAUAACGACGUGCUGAUUACGGCAUAAAAGAGAAAUUUAAAACAAAUCGAUCAGCUUUUUGGAUUGAUAAGAAUAAUACUUGAAAGAAUCAAUCAACUUACUGCAUUUCUUGACCAAUCAACUUACUGCAUUGCUUGACCAAUCAACUUACUGCAUUUCUUGACCAAUCAACUUACUGCAUUUCUUGACCAAUCAACUUACUGCAUUGCUUGACCAAUCAACUUACUGCAUUGCUUGACCAAUCAAUUUACUGCAUUGCUUGACCAAUCAACUUACUGCAUUGCAUGACCAAUCAACUUACUGCAUUGCUUGAAUUUUACUUUACGACAAUUAGCUGUAGAAAUUUAACUAAGGCUACGUUUCAGACAUCGCAGAUGCAUCUCGACAGACAUCUAACACAACGAUCUCCUGGGACUCGAUCGGCAUCGAAAUUAUAGAAGGCUAUAGAUGACAACAAAAGUCUACUUUUUUGGGGGCGUGGGGGGUGGGGUGGGGGUAAGGGGGGCUGGCCUGUUUUUAGAAUCCCCAGUUUCUUUUCCUCUAAGGUUCACUUCAAUUUAACUUGCAAAAACAUUGUUUGGCUCAAAAAAAAAAAAAAACACAAAAAAAUCCCAAAAACCCCACUGCUAUGUCCUUAACGGUCAACUUUAGUUGGGGGCGGGGGGGGUGGGGUGGGGGUAAGGGGGGCUGGCCUGUUUUUAGAAUCCCCAGUUUCUUUUCCUCUAAGGUUCACUUCAAUUUAACUUGCAAAAACAUUGUUUGGCUCAAAAAAAAAAAAAAAACACAAAAAAAUCCCAAAAACCCCACUGCUAUGUCCUUAACGGUCAACUUUAGUCUGUUCAAAGAAUUUCUGUCUUCAAUUUGGUCCAAGAAUCAAGGCCCAUACCUUGAAGAUUUUCUUUAUUCAAAACUAGCUAAAGAAAAAAAAGAGCAGAUCUUGAAUUAGGAAUCAUCUUUUCAAACUUAAAGAUCUUAUUAUUUGAUUGCCUAAUGGUGUGCACUUUCUUCCACAGGUCCAUCUCCACGUCACCAGAGCCCUAUUCACCAGACAGAAUGAAGUCGCUUAUUGUCACGUGUCUAGUCCUGCUUGACCUGACGGGCUCUAACCCCGUCACCACCGUCAACAAAUGCCCCCAGCCCACCGCUUCCAACCCAGUCCCGCCAGCGUUGCUGUACGCCCACCCGGGGGACUGCCAGUAUUUCUACACCUGCGCCUUCGGAACGGCUUAUCUGAUGCAGUGUCCAGCCGGCACAAGUUUCAGUGACGUAUACCAAACUUGUGUACACAAGUUUUCCACCUACGACACGUGUGAACGUAAGUUUCUGGACUUGAUCAGCAACAUUAUAAAAACAACAAACAACCUCUCAAUCUGUUAUAGUAAUGGUAUCAUAAAUAAAAUCAUAAAUAGAAAUGCUGCAAAAAUCUGAGUAGCCAGUUUAUUUUAUUUCCACAGAAGAAAAGGCAGCUUGUGAGAUUCUGACUCCCCACCCAAGUUUGUGCAAUCGAUUCUUUAACUCAUCGUUGACCUCCCCUGUCGAUGCCCUGCUGGGUCCGUCCGAGGAUGAGUGCCCCUAUCCACAAUAUUUUGAUGCCCAGGAGCUGCGGUGCAGACCAUUCGCGGAAGUCACGUGCGGUGACAACAGAACAGAGGUCAAGGACAGAUGUAAGUAAAUGUUUCACUGCGCAUGCGUCGUGGACUCAUUGCUAGGUGUUUUUUGGUUGAAUAUUUAAAAAAUAUAUAUAUAUAUUAAACUUAUUAUUAUUUUUUAUCAUUGUCAUUGUCAUUAUGUGAUAGAGGAGCAUUAAUGUCAAAGAAUGAUGUCAAUGUCAUACCCUUGUGUUUGUAAUAAUGACAUUAUGUCAGGGCUGUGACAACAACUCAACAUGUUUGCUAAAGGCGAUUCGAUGAACAGAAAGUAGUUAAUGUAAAGAAUGAGAACUUAAGAGCUUUUAAAUUUGUUUUAAAAAUGCUGAAUGUGAGCACGUGACCUAUUUCUUCCAGGUGGAUACGUCAAGGCUUAUUCGUGUAGUGAGGCACAUUGUGAGAAGUGUAGUUCCGUAUUUCCUUCCUGUGUGGGACUGGCGGAUGGAUUGCACGUAAGUAGUGAGGCAAAAAUAAAUCUAAAACUUCAUGUCUCUCUCCCUCCACCCCCCUUCUCUCUCUAUCUCUCUCACUCUCUCUCUCUCUCUCUCUCGCCCUCUUUCUUACUGUCUUCCUUUGACCCUUCUCUGUCCCUUUGUCUCACUCAUUUUUUGGAUUGAUAAGAAUAAUACUUGAUUCAUUCUUUGUCUCACUCACAGCUUUCCUUCUUUACGCGCUCUCUCUCUCCCUCUCUCUCUCUAUCAUGUUAUUCCUCUGUCCCCCUUUCUUUAUCUCUUUUCGCUGUCUCAGGUUGUUGUCUCUCUAUCUUUCUCUCCGUGUCUGUCUCUGUAAUGGUUCACCCCCACCCCACCCCAAACUCCCCAUAUCUGAACGCAUUCCCUUUUAACAAUAUUAUUUCAUCUCUUCUUCUGUUAACAAAAUAUGUUGACAUUUGUGUAAACUAACACGCAUUCAACACUAACGCCACGCCCACCUUUUUUGUCUUUUUAAAAUCUAAUCAACGCAAUCAGCUUGAACAAAGAUACACAUGGAGACCCUUCAUGAAAUAAGCGUAUUUUCAAGGUAUCAAUAGAACUCUGUAUGGUUUAUUUAGUAAUGUGAUUUAUAUCAAAUGUGACAAAUAUCUUGAAUGACCCACAAUUUCACAAAUAAAUACAUGUAUGAAAUCGUUCCCCUCUCUCAGCCGAACCCAGAUAAACUGUGGACCCCCUUGUACGUGAGCUGUGCCGCAGAACGGCAGGAGAGUUUGACUUGCGGCACACCUGUUGUCGGCACCUUGGCCUUUUUCUCACCCGUCAAAAACCAAUGCGUCUCACGGUAUGAGGUCCCGGCCAAUUACGGCGGUUUACUUCCCAAGUGUGGCGCCAAGGCCCCGGGUCGGUAUGUGGUGACCCUCCAACCAAGGGUUUAUUACACGUGCCCGGAUGUUGAGGUCUUCUACUGCCCGGCUGGCCAGGUUUUCAAUGAGGUUAGCCAGCAGUGCGAGCCCAUCGCGAGCUAAACGACGUCUAACCGGAAGUCUGCCCGUUGCCCAAUAGGCUUUGUGUUCUUGUUAUUUUUUGGAACAAAAUUUGACGCAACGCGUCUUCAUGUUAUUUACUUUUCUUUUAUAUUAAGUUUUAAAUAAGUGCAAUAAUGGCGAUGGUGAUUGAUAGUAAUGUGCCUGUUAUGAUGAUGCUUGUGUACUUGUAAAAAAAAACCAGCAACAUAUUUGGAAUUUGUGUAAAUAGUUCUGUCAUUGUCGCUCUCUUUGUGGUCUUAAAAAUAAACUCUAAAUCAAUAUGUGAUAUCAAAUUGUCAAUGUUAAGCCAUAUGUCUCUCAAUAUGUGAUAUCAAAUUGUCCAUGUUAAGCCAUAGGUCAAUCUAUAUGUGAUAUCAAAUUAACAAAUUUUGCUACAUUAAGUUUUAUAUCUUGCUAUCAAAUCAUUACAACUUUGAUGUCUUGCUAUUUAAAUAAAAG